UUCCUGCUUGCUGGGACACUGGAGGUGUCCCUGUCUCCUCCCUCUGUGCAAGCUUCCUAGCAGCUUCAACAUCUGCUCAUUUUGUGUCUCCACUAGGAUCUGUGAUGACAGUGACAUACACCAACCGUGUGGCUGACGCCCGCCUAGGCACCUUCUCGCAGCUCCUGCUCCAAUGGAAAGGAAGUAUCUACAAACUUCUCUACUCCGAGUUCCUUAUUUUCAUCUCUCUCUACUUCACCAUCAGUCUCAUCUACAGGCUGAUCCUGAGCGAGAGCCAAAGGCUGAUGUUUGAGAAGCUGGCGCUCUACUGCAACAGCUAUGCUGAGCUAAUCCCCGUGUCCUUCGUGCUGGGUUUCUACGUGGCUCUGGUGGUGUCCCGCUGGUGGGCUCAGUACGAGAGCAUCCCGUGGCCCGACCGCAUCAUGAACUUGGUCUCCUGCAACGUGGACGGGGAGGAUGAGUACGGGCGGCUCCUGCGACGCACCCUCAUGCGCUACAGCAACCUGUGCAGCGUGCUCAUCCUGCGCUCCGUCAGCACGGCUGUCUACAAGCGCUUCCCCAGCAUGGAGCACGUCGUGAGGGCAGGCCUCAUGACACCAGAAGAGCACAAGAAGUUUGAGAGCUUGAAUUCCCCCCACAACAAGUUUUGGAUCCCUUGUGUGUGGUUCUCCAACCUGGCUGUGAAGGCAAGGAACGAGGGGAGGAUCCGGGACAGCGUGUUACUCCAAGGCAUCCUGAAUGAGCUCAACACCUUGCGCAGCCAGUGCGGGCGACUCUACGGGUAUGACUGGAUCAGCAUCCCCCUGGUCUACACUCAGGUGGUGACCGUGGCUGUUUACAGCUUCUUCCUGGCCUGUCUCAUCGGGCGCCAGUUCCUGGAUCCAGAAAAAGCAUAUCCUGGCCACGAACUAGAUCUCUUCGUGCCCGUCUUUACGUUUUUGCAGUUCUUCUUCUAUGCUGGCUGGUUAAAGGUGGCCGAGCAACUCAUCAACCCUUUUGGGGAGGAUGAUGACGACUUUGAAACCAACUGGCUCAUCGACAGGAACCUGCAGGUCUCCCUUAUGGCAGUGGAUGAGAUGCAUCAGGAUUUACCCAUUCUGGAGAAGGACCUAUACUGGAAUGAGCCUGAUCCCCAGCCACCCUACACCGUGGCCACCGUUGAGUACAAGCGUCCAUCAUUCCUCGGCUCAACUUUUGAUAUCAGCAUGCAGAAAGAAGAGAUGGAGUUCCAGCCCUUGGAGCAAAUUAAAGAGAACGAGGAAGCGAACCACUCCACACCAUUACUGGGACACCUGGGCCGUCUCCUGGGUGUCCAGUCACCGAGCUUCUCCAGGUCCUCUUCCCGGAUGAACCUGCUGCGCAGGCGAGGAGAGCCUACAUCCCCUUUCUCUCAUUAUACCUACCAAGACAUAGGCAAGUCUGGAAGCCCUUGCAGCAUCAAUCAACCACGGGGAGAUUCCAGCUCCCAGGAGCAGUGGGACAGCGAAGACAGAAAACUCAGGGAUUUUGAUGCUUUCAUGUCAACCCCAUUCUACGAGAGACCUGGUUUCUACAGUGCUCCACAGACACCCAUCAGCUCUAUCCCCAUGAUCUUCCCUUCUAGACGCCAAGGCCGCAAGAAGCCUCCCGCACUCUCCAGCAUCACUGCGUGCUCGAAUUCUCUUCGGGAUGUCAUUGUCAACUCCUCACCAUCCAAGGUCAGCGACGUGUAUAAAAGCCAGAGCUCCCUUGGCUCAGGUGCAAAGGAAACGUUUAUUUGGCCAACAGAUCAGGGCAAAGGUCCCGACUCGCUGUGUCUAACAGUAGAAGAAGAGAAGAGCCAUUCUAACAGUAAGAGCAGAGAAGCUGCCACCACAGGGAGUCCAGGAGCUCAGUCCACAGCAUCAAACAGCCCUAAAUUCCCCUUCUUGGCAGAGUCCCCAGACCACGAGAAGCAGGGUAGCUUCAAGAGUCUGAAGAGCUUGAAAGCUUCCCACCCACCCUGGCUAACCCUGGAGAACACAGCAUCAGCCGUCCCCAAUUCAGAGCAUUCAAGUGCCUUUCACACUCCCAGUAACAAAACCCCCAGAGGCAGCACCUCCUUCUGCUUCUCCUUCACUCCUGUGACAUCUCCAGUGCUGAAGAGAUCCCACAUGGGCAACACGGGCCCUGAUACUCACACCAUGAGUUCAGAAGAUGCAGCCAGCGCUCCAGACCAGCACCCAGCAGAGGUUUCCAGGACCACAAAAGAUACUGGAAAUGGAAGCACAAAUACUCCUCCUACAAAAGAGCCGAGACGAGCAGAGAGUCCAUCCCCCAAUGACUCUGGCAUCUCUCUAGCCGAAGGUGACUACGUGGGGCUGAUGGAGGUGAUCAUGGAGACCAGCGAAAGCGCGUGUGAAGAGCAGACAGAUCAGUACAGCUAGAGGAAACCAAGAGACACACACACACAGAGUUGGGUGAGAUACCUGCCAUACUAGUGAUAUGGCAGUAUCUGUACACCUGGCCACACUGGCACCCACCCAGAGAGAAGGACAGGGCAGCCAAACCUCCUUCUGCUGGACCACAUAGCCCAGCCUAAGGCUAAAGCCAGCCCUGAUGACACACUGACCUCAGGUACAGCAGCAGGCACAACUUUAGUGUUGCAACAAUAACAAACCAAACAAAACCCCCCCUUUUUUUUUUUGGUUGUAGGAAAAGGUGCAGUAUCUUCAGCUUGAAGAACCUGGAGUGCAGGUGUAGCACAAAACAGCACAAGAAUAUAGUUAAUGAUACUUCCCCCCCCCCUCCUUAUCACUGCACAAAUUGGAACUUGAGCUUUAGGUUAAUAUUUCUCACCCAUUACAAGUCUCAGGCAGAACUUGAACUACUGUCAAGAUACUCCAGGAAAAGGAAGGGACAGAAGCAAGUCACAUCAUUCGUGACACAGACCCACAGUGCUUCUUGAAGCCAUGUCUGGCUGAUGUUUUUCCAGUCCUGGAAAAAGUAAUGGGAUAAGGCAGGGCAAGUGUCUACUAGAACAGGUGGCCACAGCCAAUGGUGUCAGCCCAGCACAUUGCUUCCACAUCACACUUAACUUCUCUGAGCACUGUCACAUCAGUGGCAUCUGGAUGGUAGCAGACACCAGGGAGCUGUGAGGUUUUUACCGUCUUCCCUAAGAAAAUAAAAGCAAGGCUGAAGUCUAGGACCACCCGUUUCAUUUCCUCAUUUUAGUUUCCAUUCAACAAUAGGGAAAUUUAGAGAAACCACACAGGUUUUCCUACUUCUAUCUCCAGAAACAGCUGCAGAGCUCCUGUAUCACAAGGGGGGCACGUGACAAACUUGUGUCAUGCCAUUCAUUAAGAUGGGCACAGUAAUUAGGGAGGCACUAACCCUGC
Messenger RNA from Calidris pugnax (ruff), 3356 nucleotides. RefSeq names its product bestrophin 1 (gene BEST1). The transcript is spliced from 9 exons. Gene Ontology annotation, molecular function: chloride channel activity. The record is from RefSeq and is a predicted model, not a curated record. NCBI's taxonomy places the organism in Eukaryota, Metazoa, Chordata, Aves, Charadriiformes, Scolopacidae. The coding region runs from base 105 to 2405 and encodes 766 amino acids.